GUUCGUCUAUGCUUAUGGCGAACCCUAACUAUUUUGGAUCCUAUGAGGGCUCGUCGCGACUGCCAACUCCCCAGAUUGAGAUCCAUGAAGACGACCAAAGCUCUUCAUUAUCGCCCGGGCAAACAGGCUCAAGAACGCUUAUGCCAACUGCAGAUCGAUUAACGGUGAACCAUGACCCCCCGCGCUCAUCACAUUCUCUCGACGGGGACACGCUCCGCGCUCGCGCCAAUUCUACGGUGUCGAGUGCAGAGACCAUUGUCCACGCGGAGGCGCCAUCGAAGUUAGAGCCUACAAAAGGUGCUCUCAAGACUGACUUUUCACAUCUUGACGACGUACCGCUUUCCGAAGCUCUUAACCCAGAUCCUCAAUAUGUCCAGGAUUUCGAAGUACAAGAUAACAAAUUCUCUUUCUCGCCUGGCCAGCUGAACAAGAUGUUGAAUCCCAAGUCUCUGGCUGCAUACCAGGCAUUGGGGGGAUUGUCAGGCUUAGCCCAGGCUUUAAGAACAGAUCUCAAAUCGGGUUUAUCUACAGACGAGACAACGUUGCAGGGAAAAGUUGUGUACAAUCUUGAAACAACAUCGUUUGAUUACGUUGAAGAUGCUGGCAGCUCAGAAGGCGCAGAUACGCAGUUCUCUGAUCGGAUACGGGUUUUCAGUCAAAAUAGACUGCCGGCGAGAAAGACAACCGGGUUUUUCAUGCUGCUGUGGAUGGCUUACAAUGAUAAAAUCAUCAUUUUGCUGACUAUCGCCGCGGUUGUCUCUCUUUCUUUGGGUAUAUAUCAGACAAUCGAUGAAGGGCAUGGGGUAGACUGGAUUGAGGGUGUUGCUAUCGUCGUCGCAAUCGCUAUCAAUGAUGACCGUGAGGUGAAAGCCGUACGUUCCGGGAAGGUGGUUAUGAUCUCGGUCUUCGAUAUCACCGUCGGUGACGUCCUUCAUGUUGAGCCUGGUGACUCUGUCCCCGCCGACGGUGUCCUCAUUUCUGGCCAUGGAAUCAAGUGCGACGAAUCAUCUGCUACUGGCGAGUCUGAUCAGAUGAAGAAAACAGACGGAUUUGAAGUAUCGCGACAGAUUGCCGAUGGCACAGCCACCAAGAAGCUUGACCCCUUUAUGAUCUCCGGCAGCAAUGUCCUUGAGGGAGUCGGGUCUUAUCUCGUGACAAGUGUCGGAAAGUACUCUAGCUAUGGCAGAAUCCUCAUGUCUUUGCAAGAAUCCAACGACCCUACGCCUCUCCAGGUCAAGCUUGGACGACUUGCAAACUGGAUCGGAUGGUUAGGAUCGAGUGCUGCCAUUGUUCUCUUCUUCGCUUUACUCUUUCGCUUUCUUGCAAACCUUGGGAGCAACCCUGGCAGCUCGGCUGCCAAAGGUCAAGAAUUCGUAGACAUCCUUAUUGUGGCAGUGACGGUUAUUGUCGUGGCUAUUCCUGAGGGCCUUCCGCUGGCCGUGACUUUAGCCCUUGCCUUCGCCACGACAAGAAUGGUCAAAGAGAACAACCUCGUUCGUGUUCUAAGGGCUUGCGAAACCAUGGGCAAUGCAACAGUCAUCUGUUCGGACAAGACAGGCACGUUGACUCAGAACAAGAUGACCGUCGUUGCCGGGACGUUGGGCACGAAAGGUUUCAGUCAGGAUGAAUCUACCUCCAUGUCUGCUGCGGAGCUCUUCAAGAUAUGUCCAAGGGAAGCUCAAGACCUCCUUGUCAAGAGCAUUGCGCUUAACUCGACAGCAUUCGAAGAAGUCAAAGAGGGCACGAAAGAAUUUAUCGGCAGCAAAACUGAAGUAGCACUGCUGCAGCUUGCUAGAGACUAUCUUGGGAUGGAUGUGGCCACUGAGCGAGCCUCCGCGACGAUUAUUCAGCUGAUCCCGUUCGACUCCGCUCGAAAAUGCAUGGGCGUAGUCUACCAGGUCGCUGAUGGGCAUUAUCGCCUCCUCAUCAAGGGAGCAGCCGAGAUGAUGGUCGACAAAUGCUCGAACAGAAUUAAUUACGACUCGGACAAGCUGUGCAUUGAACCCGCAGCUGCAAAGGACAAGCAAGAAAUCCUUGAGAUCAUAGAGUCAUAUGCAAAGAAAUCCUUGCGUACGAUUGGAUUGGUCUACAAAGACUUUUCUGCACCUACCUGGCCUCCACCCGAAGCUGUCCGCGUUCAGGAUGACCCAGACUCUGCCGAAUUCGACACCAUUUUUCAUGACAUGACGUGGCUUGGAGUGAUGGGCAUCCAGGACCCCCUUCGCCCUGAGGUCCCUGCUGCUAUCGAGCGCUGCCAUGUUGCCGGUGUCCAGGUGAAAAUGGUUACGGGUGACAAUAUCAACACCGCGACUGCCAUUGCUGAGUCGUGUGGCAUCAAGACCGAGGAUGGCAUAGCCAUGGAGGGUCCCACAUUCCGCCGGCUUUCCGAAGAAGAAAUGGAUAAGGUUAUCCCUCGACUUCAGGUUCUGGCACGCUCUUCUCCUGAAGACAAGCGUAUCCUGGUAGCUCGCCUGAAGAAGCUGGGUGAAACCGUGGCAGUGACAGGUGAUGGCACUAAUGACGGACCAGCCCUGAAAACCGCAGACGUAGGAUUCUCCAUGGGUAUUGCAGGCACUGAAGUCGCCAAAGAGGCCAGCUCCAUUAUUCUCCUUGACGACAACUUUAAGUCAAUCGUGACUGCAAUCGCUUGGGGCCGUGCAGUCAACGACGCUGUCGCAAAAUUCCUCCAGUUUCAAAUUACAGUCAAUAUUACCGCCGUCGUUCUCACUUUCGUCUCCUCUCUUUACAACUCCGACAACGAGAGUGUGCUCAGCGCCGUUCAGCUCCUUUGGGUGAAUCUGAUCAUGGACACCUUUGCUGCGCUGGCACUCGCAACUGACGCGCCAACAGACAAGAUCCUCAACCGCAAGCCCGUGCCCAAGAGCGCCUCGCUCUUCACGGUGACCAUGUGGAAGAUGAUCCUCGGUCAGGCCAUUUAUCAGCUUGGCAUCACAUUCAUGCUCUAUUUCGCCGGUGACAGUAUCCUGUCAGACUACCUCUCUUCCAACCCAGACAUCCGCCACCGCCAGCUCGAUACUAUCGUCUUCAACACCUUUGUCUGGAUGCAGAUAUUCAAUGAAUUCAACAACCGCCGCCUUGAUAAUAAACUCAACAUUUUCGAAGGCAUGCAUCGCAACUAUUGGUUCAUUGGCAUCAACUGCAUAAUGGUCGCCGGCCAAGUCAUGAUUAUCUACGUUGGCGGCGAGGCCUUCAACGUCCGCGAGAUAACCAGCGUGCAGUGGGGCGUUUGUAUCGCUUGCGCAUUUGGUUGCAUCCCCUGGGCUGUUGUACUCCGCUGCAUCCCCGACAAACCUGUUGGUAUUGUCCUCGACACUGUGACUGCCGGUAUCGGCUUCGUUUUAAAACCUCUCGGCCGCGCUUUUGCUGCAAUUGGACGACCAAUCAAACGAAUUAUUCGCAGACGCCAGAACAAGAACAAGUCAGACGAUGCGAACGCUUUGACAUAUCUAAAGGAACAGCGUGUUCCCGACGAGGAACAGCGCUCCGUGCCCCAACUUACAUUUACGACCCUUGACGAUGUUUCCAGCAGAUAA
Molecule: messenger RNA, 3554 nt
Organism: Aspergillus nidulans FGSC A4
Lineage: Eukaryota; Fungi; Ascomycota; Eurotiomycetes; Eurotiales; Aspergillaceae
Gene: pmcB
Product: calcium-transporting ATPase pmcB
Exons: 4
Coding region: 9-3554 (1181 amino acids)
Biological process (GO): calcium ion transmembrane transport
Cellular component (GO): membrane; vacuolar membrane
Molecular function (GO): ATP binding; P-type calcium transporter activity; nucleotide binding
Source: RefSeq, a predicted model, not a curated record